This is a messenger RNA of Merops nubicus (carmine bee-eater), 873 nucleotides long. It is a transcript of the gene CLIC4, whose product is annotated as chloride intracellular channel 4. The record is from RefSeq and is a predicted model, not a curated record. The transcript has 5 exons. Bases 1 to 711 code for a protein of 236 amino acids. NCBI's taxonomy places the organism in Eukaryota, Metazoa, Chordata, Aves, Coraciiformes, Meropidae.
AUGAUGGAUUCUCUUCUGCAGGCUGGCAGUGAUGGGGAGAGCAUAGGCAACUGUCCCUUCUCACAGAGGCUCUUCAUGAUUCUUUGGCUGAAGGGAGUGGUGUUUAGUGUCACAACAGUCGACCUGAAGAGAAAACCAGCAGACCUUCAAAAUUUGGCUCCAGGCACUCACCCGCCCUUCAUAACUUACAAUGGUGAAGUGAGAACAGACGUGAAUAAGAUUGAAGAGUUCCUGGAAGAUGUUUUGGCUCCACCCAAGUACCUAAAACUUUCACCAAAGCAUCCAGAAUCCAACACUGCUGGAAUGGAUAUAUUUGCCAAAUUUUCUGCAUUUAUCAAAAACUCUAGACCAGAAGCUAAUGAAGCCUUAGAACGUGGCCUCUUGAAAACCCUCCAGAAACUGGACGAGUAUCUGAACUCUCCUCUUCCUGAUGAGAUAGAUGAGAACAGCAUGGAGGAUAUCACGAUUUCCACCCGCAAGUUUCUGGAUGGCAAUGAGAUGACAUUAGCAGACUGCAACCUGCUACCCAAACUACACAUUGUGAAGGUGGUGGCCAAAAAAUACCGCAACUUUGAGAUUCCCAAGGAAAUGACAGGGAUUUGGAGAUACCUGACGAAUGCUUACAGCAGGGAUGAAUUCACCAACACCUGUCCUGGAGACAAAGAAAUUGAAAUAGCCUACAGUGAUGUAGCCAAGAGACUCACCAAGUAAAGGGCACUUGCAAAAGAGAUGACUUCUUGCAUAUUCCAUAACAACGCUUCUAACAGACUGCUCUUUUCAUAUAAGAUAGCAAUUUUUUUUGCAUGAACUUGCAGUUAUUCAAAGUUAUGGUGGAUAGACCAGGUACAGUAAUUACCUAAAGUUUGCAGACUU